UUUAGCAAUUAUUACGUGGUCGGUCAUAUAAAUUUAGAAACAAUCACUCAAGCCUACCGGUUAUCUACGCAACAUCUGAUGUUUGUAUCACGCGGUGUGUACAGGAUGAAAAGGAUCGAUAUUAGUUUCUUGCGUCUUUUUCGAUUGGUGAAAAAUUUGACGUUGUGUACAUGUGUAGUUAUAACAUUUGUUGGAACAUACCUUUACUUUGAUUAUCUUAAAUGCGAAGAAUUCAAAGAUUCAUUUUUAUACCUGUAUCCUUUCGGAAAUGUCAGUAGUAUUGUUCAAGAACUAAAACAGAAAGGUACUACACAUACAAAAGAAAUCAAUGAUGUCUAUCGAUUACAUAGAAUAAUAAAUUCGCCUAUAAAUGCCUGCAAUAAACCUGUUUCUUUGUUGGUAAUUGUAAAAUCGAAAUGUAGUAACCAUGGCCAUAGAUCAGCAAUAAGAAGAACCUGGGGAAAUGGCGAAAAUUCAGAUAUUUAUGUUUACUUUUCACUUGGGUACCUACCAGAAGUACAAGAUGAGAUUAAUGAAGAAAUUCAUGCGCAUAAUGACAUCAUUCAAGGAUCAUUUGAUGACGUGUACAGAAAUAAUAUAUAUAAAACAUCUUUGAACUUCAGAUGGGUACAUGUUCAUUGUUCUCAUCUUCAAUACGUUUUAUUCAUCGACGAUGACUAUUUCCUCAAUAUGAAAGGAAUAUUAUCUUAUGUACGAAUGUUAUCAAAAUUUAACAUUUCAAAUAAGAUGUAUGGAUAUCGAGGUCAAUGCUGGAAACCUAUCCGAUUAUGUUUUCAUGAAAAAACUUACAUUUCACUGGAUGAAUAUCAGUACGAUUAUUGGCCGGACUAUUUAUUAGGCGGAACAAUAUUAACCACAAUGGAUGUGGUUAAAGGAAUAUCAAGUGCAAUUCCAUAUAUUAAAAGAAUCAGCAUUGAUGAUACGUAUGUAGGAAUAGCUGCUCAUCUUUUAGGAAUUGAAUUGAUUGACGAAAGAAGGUUUUCAAAACAAUCUCGUUCCGCUAGUCAAAUGAAAUACUAUCUUAGUGCUCAUGGAUAUGAUGGAGAGUCUUUAAUCGCCACAUGGGAAGAAUUCACAAAGUUUUAAAAAUCAGUUUCAAUAGUUCUCACUUCUUAAUCAACUCAUGAUGAGCUAGUUUAAAAACUUUUGCAUUGUUUAUUGUCUUGUUUAUACCAAGUGUAAUGAUUUUAACAUUUUAUUUUUACAUAUCUUUUUUUUUCAGUUUUGCAAACGUCAAUCAUGUCAUCGUGUCCUAAGAUUACAAGAAAGUGAUUCAUUUUAUGUACCCUACUUUUCGGCACAGGAGGAAGGGAUGUAAAUGUGAACGAAGUGAAAUAUGAUAUAAAGGGUAAUGAGACCACAGACCACAAUAUUGAAAAUAAAGAAACUAUUAGAUAUCACUAUGCUCACGUGUGAAUAUCUCUAGUCACAUGCCCGUAUUUUGAGUAUUUCAUAGGCUGUCGUUUGAUACAUUAACACAUCGCCAUGCGUAAAUUUGUAUCUUUCUAGUCAGGUACCUGUAUUCCAUGUAUUUUAUAGGCUUUCGUUUGAUACAUUUAGUCACCACCAUGUUCACAUGUGUAUAUCUCUAGUCACGUGUCUGUAUUCCAUGUAUUUCAUAGGCUGUCGUUUGUUCUAAAAGACAUUAUUGAAUAAAUAUUAACCAUGCAGAGAGAAAAUAUUAACUACAAAAAUGACCAGUACAAAUAAAAUUUACAAAUAAGUCAAAAUAACAUAACAAUUGUCAGUCGACUGGUUAGAAGACGUUUCAUUUUUGGGUGUUUUGGCUAGCUAUAAUCUCAAAGAAAACUAUAUCAGAGAGAGAUAAACGUUAAACUUAAAAAAUAGGAUCUUCAAAUCAGCCUGGUUGAAAUUGUCAGUCGACACCAUAUCGAGGUUUAACUCUCAAUGGGUAUUUUAGACAUUUUACAGUUUGACUAGUAGUUAUACUCACGACAAAUAGGGAGAAGUACAAAGGAAGCAAGGGAAAAUUGCAACAUAAAAGGUGAAGACCUGUAAAAUAAGAUCUACGAAGUAUAUGGAAUUGACCGAAAUUUUAAGUCGACUCUAUUAGGAAUUGUUGCCCUUCAAUGAUGUGUUUUACUGUUUUGUGUUUUAUCGAAAAUUAUAUUAGAAAAAGAAAAAAACAUUAUCAUCAAAAUUAUGAAUACAAUGUCUACAAAUAAGUUAUAUUGGCCGUAAUUGUCAUUUAACUAUGAGUAAUACGAGUAGUUGCCCUUUUCAGCCUAUUUGCGUUUUUAUCAAUAUUCAUCAAAUACUGUAACAGAUUAAAAGAACCUUUAAACAGUUAAAAUAUCAACCAAAUAAUAUCUGAAAAUAAGUCAAGACGGAAACGUUCUAUCGACUCCAUAUAUGAGUUAUUUAAAAUUGUUAAAGGAGAUGUUUUAUGAUUGCAAAUGAGAAAACUUUGCACGAGGAUCCAACAUGAAGUACGUGUAAGCAGCUAUAGGUCACCGUACGCGUAUUACCAUCAACCAUGAGCAAAUUUCUUUCCGUAAUUCAAAUGAUAAAAUAAAUGGCAAAUCAAUAAACGAAAAUCUAAUAUGACAGACAUCCACCAAUAACAAUUACUGAAUGAUAAUUUUUUCCAUUAUUAUCUAUUGUUAAAAAUAUUUUGCGUUUCUGGCAGAAUCUAUAGUUGAUACAGAGAAAUUAAAAAAAACACAAAAAAAAAAAAAAAAAACGAUAAAUAACAUGAAGUGUUUUUAUGUUGUCUUUCGAUGUUUAUCUUGAAAAGUAUGAUAGAUAGAUAUGAACUUUGUUGUUAGUUUCUAUGUCAUUUGUUCUCUGGUGGAGAGUUGUCUCAUUGGCAAUCUUACCACAUCUUCUUAUCUUUAUAUUUGAUAAGCAAUAAUGAUCAACAAGCAAGAUUUACAAAUAGGUGAAUUUGACUAAAAUGUUUAUAGAUUUGCUGUUAAAUCACGAAUUUUACCCAUUUUACAUUAUAAGCUAUUAUCUUGAAAAGUAUGAUAUUCAAGAGAAAAAAUUAUUUGUGAAAAUGAGCAGACCUUUGUAGAUCUUUUUUUCGCUAGAAAAAGACUUCGAAAUGACUGGGGUAUAGAAAUAUGGUAACCAAAGUCUUCUUCGACCGGCAGUAAACCCUUACCAAAGAAAGGCAGUAUGAGAUGUAUAAAUUCGAAGCCACGGCCGGUCAGAAUUGGAACAUUAUAUACGAUGCCUCGUGUAGAAAGAUGACCACGGUCUCUGCACGUUAAAGAACCCUUGCAGCAACUCUUUGAUGAGUCCAUAUGUGUUUCCGGUAGUAAAAGUGUCGUGCGCACUUGGCAGAACUUACCUAUAUUGUAUUAAAAUUAAAAUUAAAAUCGUUAAUACCUUCAUGAAUAUGCAUAAAAUAAUUAUUGCCACCGGACAACGGACAUUAAGCAAGCAACAUUCAAUCAAUCAUGAUUGAAAAGAUUCGUAAACCAAAGAAAUUUUGUUUUAUUAUUCUCUACAGUCCAAGGUUAGCGAUUUAGAUUCUUCAGUACCUCGAGGUUAUAUUGAAUGAGAACACGCAAUAAAUCGAGCGAGAUUGAACCUAUUUGGUCAUAUUGAAUAUUGAAUAAGAUAAGAAUUACGCAAUGUGAAAUCAGUCAUAUAUUGCGUAGUCAGGUACAGUAUGAAUUGGUGUUCAUCGUUGAAGACCUUACGUUGACCUAGUUAAUUACGUCUGAGUCACUUGGUCUAUGUUGGCGAGUUUUCUCAUUGGCAAUCAUACCACCUCUUCUUAUUUUUAUACGUUAGAAUACUAGCACUCGGUAACUAAAGAUAAUUUUGUGUACAACACAACAAAUUUUAUAAAAAGCCGAAAGUAUACGAUUUAUAGUGGCCUCAGUGGCUGAGAGGUCUAAGUAAUACUAGUUCAACUAUUGUAUCACUAGCCUGUCAACACCGAGGUUGUAAGUUCGAACCCCGCACGUGGCUCGACUCCAAUCUUAAUUCACAAGGAUUGUCAGUUUUCCUGACAUUUUCUUUGACAUUUCUGGACUAAAGUGACCAAUUUGUAUAAUCCUAUUCAUUUAUCAAUAAACUAACAAAAUUUGGAAUAAUUAAGGACAUCUUUAUUAUUAUUUUUUUCAAUUUCAAAAGCCAAAUAAUGGCACUUAUCAUACCUCUUUCUAUCGUCUUGAAUAGUGCUGAAAGUGGCGUUAAACAACAAUCAAUCCUAUUGUCUUGCAUCAACGGUAGGCGCACCAUUUAGUGCAUAUGUUUACUUUAUGUUUGUUAUCUGGUGAGGGUGUACAGAUUAAGGCCGUGUUCCCAUUGAGCUUAACACGGUGUUAUGUAUUAAACUAAACUCUGCUACGUUCCCAUUGAUAAAAAUCAAUGUUUAUAUGUUACAGUAGUUUAAAUCCGAUUUGACAUGCAUUCGAUAGUUAAUGUUGACCUUGUGUAGGCUAAGUGUACAUAAAACUAGAUAUUAAAACGUGGUAUUUAUUAUGAAUAUUUA
This is a messenger RNA of Mytilus californianus (California mussel), 4492 nucleotides long. RefSeq names its product beta-1,3-galactosyltransferase brn-like. The transcript is spliced from 2 exons. Gene Ontology annotation, cellular component: membrane. The annotation marks the transcript as partial. The record is from RefSeq and is a predicted model, not a curated record. Gene Ontology annotation, molecular function: hexosyltransferase activity; UDP-glycosyltransferase activity. NCBI's taxonomy places the organism in Eukaryota, Metazoa, Mollusca, Bivalvia, Mytilida, Mytilidae.